Messenger RNA from Sorex araneus (European shrew), 3377 nucleotides. RefSeq names its product regulatory factor X5 (gene RFX5). Gene Ontology annotation, biological process: regulation of transcription by RNA polymerase II. The transcript is spliced from 10 exons. NCBI's taxonomy places the organism in Eukaryota, Metazoa, Chordata, Mammalia, Eulipotyphla, Soricidae. Bases 112 to 1947 code for a protein of 611 amino acids. The record is from RefSeq and is a predicted model, not a curated record. Gene Ontology annotation, molecular function: DNA-binding transcription factor activity, RNA polymerase II-specific; RNA polymerase II cis-regulatory region sequence-specific DNA binding.
CCCGAGCGUGGGGCUGGGCCGGAGUGAAGGUGGCUCCGAGGUAGUUUCUCUUUCCGCCGUACCUUGGUUGUCGUUGUGUUGGGAGGCGCCCGUGCGAGCCCUCCUGCUGGGAUGGCAGAAGAUGAGCCUGAUACCAAGAGCCCCAAGUCUGGGGGAAGGGCCCCCCCAAGUAAUACUGAAGCUGGUGAACCCACCUCCCUUCUUCAGAAGCUCCGGGGUACCAUUUCCAAGGCUGUGCAGAACAAAGUGGAGGGGAUCCUGCAAGAUGUCCAGAAAUUCUCUGACAAUGACAAGUUGUAUCUCUACCUUCAACUUCCCGCUGGGCCCAGUGCUGGAGACAAAAGCUCUGAACCCAGCACCCUCAGCAACGAGGAAUACAUGUAUGCCUACAAGUGGAUCCGCAACCACCUGGAGGAGCACACUGAUACCUGUCUGCCAAAGCAGAGCGUUUACGACGCCUACCGAAAGUACUGUGAGAGUCUUGCCUGUUGCCGCCCCCUCAGCACAGCCAACUUUGGCAAAAUCAUCAGAGAGAUCUUCCCCGAUAUCAAGGCCCGGAGGCUCGGUGGCCGUGGCCAGUCCAAAUAUUGCUACAGUGGCAUCCGGAGAAAAACCUUGGUGUCAAUGCCACCCUUGCCUGGACUUGACCUCAAGGGCUCAGAGAGUCCGGAGGUGGGCCCCGAGGUGACGCCAGCGCCUCGGGACGAGCUGGUGGAGGCUGCCUGUGCCCUGACCUGCGACUGGGCGGAGCGGAUCCUCAAAAGAUCCUUCAGCUCCAUUGUGGAGGUCGCCCGCUUCCUGCUGCAGCAGCACCUCAUCUCUGCCCGCUCCGCACAUGCGCAUGUGCUCAAGGCCAUGGGGAUUCCUGAAGAUGAUGAUCAUACCCCGCGUGAACGGUCGUCUAAAUCUAAGAACGGUGUGGAGAGCCUGGGGGGUGGUGCCCAGAAGAGAACUGAGAGAACAGCCCCACCUCCUAAAGAGCUGGAGUCCCGAGCUGGGACCACUGUCCCAGCACGCGGAGAGCGGAAGAAGAAUGUAGUGGAGAGCCCAGCGCCAACAGCCAGUAACCCACAGGUUAACGCCCUGGUGGCCCGGCUGCCCCUGCUGCUCCCCAGGGCCCCGCGCUCACUCAUCCCACCCAUCAGAGUCUCCUCGCCCAUCCUGGCCCCCAAGCUGCCAUCAGGGACUCUGAAAGUGGCCACGCUGCCUCUGCCCAGUAGGGCAGGGGGCCCCCAGGCACCCGUGCCCAUCAUUAACAUGAUCUUGCCAACUGUUCCUGCUUUGCCUGGGCCAGGGCACAUUCCAGCUGGGGUCCUCACUCAGCCCCGGGGCACAGAGCAAAGGGAGGUAAGCACAAGUGGUGACCCAGAAGCCCAUGACAAAGGUGUCAAGAGAACAGCCGAAGUACUUGUGGGUGAGACCAGUGGGCAGGACCCAGCAGCAAAAGCAGCAAAGCAGGAAACAGAGGAAGUAGGAGGCGAUGCCAAAAGAAAACGGGGUCGUCCUCGGAAAUCAGGUGGAAGCAGAGAAAGGAAUUCCACCCCAGACAAGUUAGCAGCUAGCGUGGACUCCACCCGGUCCUCAAGCAUACCACAUGCACCGAGUGCCACUUCCUGGGAAAGCGGCUCAGCUGCAGGCACAGAGAGAUCAGGAGCUCCAGGGGCAGCUAGGAAGGGGACGCUGCCGAGACCGGGCCAGGGUCACGGCGCUGCCUCUGGAGGAGAAAAGGGCCCCAUCUCCCGCCACGCCAAAGAUGCAGAAGAGGAAAUGCCUCUUGUUGCCUCCAAAGUGAGUGUCAUCAAGGGCAGUAGAAGUCAAAAGGAGGCUCUCCAUGUGGUGAAGGGAGAAGCAGACAGGUCAGCACAGGGUAAUAAAGACUUGAAGGCACAUGUGCUUCAUACUUCCUUGUCCCAAGAGCGGAAAGACCCCAAAGCAAUACCCCCAUGAUGAGUUCACGGGGACAUUUCUGUCUGUGUUUUAAUUUGACCUGUCAGCCUCCCCGAGGCCCCUCUCUGUCCUGCAUCUCAUUUGACUCUGUUCUGGCCAAAGGAACCCAUUCCCUUCUGUAUAGAUCGCCACUGCAUCCUGGCUGGGUUAUACGGCGCCUGCUUCCUGCUUCUGACCUUUGCAGCUCAGCCUGCCCUUUGCUUUUGAGUAACUAAGAAAUCAGUCAUGGCCUUUCUUGCCCAGUCCCUAUUCUUUCCCAUGGAAGGAUGGGGGUGGCAUAUGAUGAAUGUAUAGAUUAGACAUAUUUUGAUUCUAAAUCAUAGUAAAUCUGAGACUGACUUAAAAAUAAAGAUUCAUUGGCCCACGUGACUGAAAAAUCAAGAGCUAGUGCUGGCUCCAGGUAAAGUGGAUCCAUUGAUUCCGCAUGGCUUGGCCUGACUCAGUGUUCUGCCUUUGUGGGUCUUCUUAAGCCUGGGCCACCUUGUGGCUGCAGGGAACCCUAGAACCACAAAUCCCCCCAUCUAUCUCCAACCAGGAGGAAACACCCCAAGAUGGUACCAGGAAUGCUUGCCUGUGAGGCACUUCUGAUUGAGGCCCAGGCCCAUUCCAAUCCAGUCACAGGCCAGGAGGUGACCGAUAAUGGCUGCUCCUUGGGAUAGAGGGCUUGGCUCAGCCUCCUCAGAAUCAGGUGUCCGGGUGGGAGGAGUUGUUUGGGAGCCAGUGACAGCCAUGACAUACACUUAGGUUUAGGCUAGGCAGAGGACAGCUCCACCUGCUCUUUAGAUUGCAACUGUAACCUCUUUCCAGUUUGCUGGCAGUCUGAGGAAUGAGAGGAACUUACUUCUCUCAACUUCUCUUCAGUUUCUUCACACCACAGCUCAGAGCUGGAGCUCCUUCCUUUCCCUUCCAGAGUUUUAGUUUCCUCCUGCCUCAUAUCCCCUCCAGACCUGUCCCUGACAGUGGCAGGCAAUAGAUUUAUUUCCCAGUCAUCUUAUUAAAUGCAUUCUGUAUCCACCAGGUGUCAGUGUUUUGUCAUACAUGUAUCAAGAUUUAGCCAGGAUUGUGGGGUUCAGGUGGGGUGGAAGGAAGGAAGACAGAGCACCAACAGGAAGGCAGUGCAGACUUCCAGGCACUUCCCAGAAAGGAGAGGAAGCUGCAAAGCGGUCAGUACUCAUGGAGGACUUCCUCUGUAGCAGAGGGCAGCCAGUAGGGCAUCUUGGUUCUCAAAAAAAAAAACAAAAAAAACGAAGACUUGUCUUUCAAGGAGACUUCAUCUGUUCACUUAUUUCCAGCACAACAGAUCUUUACAAGAUUAUCAUAUGUAAUACUUGGUAUAUAUAAAGAAUAUAUUUAACAGGAAUAAAUUAUGAGGUGUAAUAAACAAGUACUUAUGACCCACCACCCAACAUUAAAAUAUUAGAAACACUCUA